This is a messenger RNA of Ceratina calcarata, 2045 nucleotides long. It is a transcript of the gene Fic, whose product is annotated as FIC domain protein adenylyltransferase. Lineage: Eukaryota; Metazoa; Arthropoda; Insecta; Hymenoptera; Apidae. The record is from RefSeq and is a predicted model, not a curated record. Bases 131 to 1570 code for a protein of 479 amino acids. The transcript has 3 exons. Gene Ontology annotation, molecular function: protein binding.
CCCACUUCUCCAGUCCAAGUCCAGGCAGUCGGAGCCAUCGGAGCGAGGGUUAAACCAACAUCGUGUUGGAAAACGCAGAGAACAUGUUUCAUCUCGUCAUUACUCGGAAGGGACGCAUCGGUAGAGCGAGAUGCUGGCGUUGCGUGAACAGUGUAUCGUCUUCGGUGACCGAGAACUCGUGGACAUGAAGAGAAGAGCUGUAGGAGAAGCGAAUGCCGCUAUGACGGCUAAUCGCAUAAUCGUGUUUCUCGUUUUCGUGUCGGGAAUCUCGGUAGCUGUCAUCGGCACAUGGCUGUCUCAGUACCUCCGCGGUUCAAUGAAGGAACUACCUGAUCACAAUUAUCGUCAUGUAUUUUUUCCACUACCGUCCGAGGGCACGUUAAACGUGUACGACGACGGGACUCUGGACGUGGCACUGCCACGGAACGAACUGGAUUAUCAGCUGGAAAUAAAGAACAGCGCGGCGACAAUCGCCGAGGCUUUAACUUCGUUGCAUUUAGCUUUAGAGAUGAAACUGUCGGGGAAGCAAAAGAGAGCGAUUAAACUGUUUCAACAUGCCGUGGCUUUGGCGCCCAGGCACCCGGAUGUUUUGAAUCAUUAUGGGGAGUUCUUGGAACAUACGCAAAACAAUGUUAUCAAAGCGAACGAGUAUUACGUGCGAGCUUUGAGCUAUCAACCGAAUCACGAAGGGGCUUUAAUAAAUAGUCAGAGGACUGCGCGAGUCGUCGAGGAAUUGGAUAGGAGGAUGCUCCGGCGGAUAGAUGAGAAACGCAAUGCUUUAGCCGCGAUACCUGAUAACAAUGCUGCGUUGAUACGUGCGAAGAAGGAGGCUUACUUUCAGCAUAUUUAUCACACGGUCGGGAUCGAAGGGAAUACGAUGAAUCUUGCUCAGACCAGAGCGAUCGUCGAAACGCGUACCGCUGUUGCCGGUAAAAGCAUCGACGAGCACAACGAGAUUCUGGGCUUGGACGCUGCGAUGAAAUACAUAAACGCGACUCUGGUCAACAGGGUGGGCUCGAUUUCUAUUAAAGAUAUUCUGGAGAUUCAUAGGCGCGUCUUAGGGCACGUGGAUCCUGUGCAGGGUGGUCAGUUUCGACGUACCCAGGUUUACGUGGGUGGGCAUGUACCUCCGGGACCCGGGGAUAUUCAUUAUCUAAUGGAGGAAUUCGCGUUGUGGCUGAACAGUGAGAGAGCUAUUCGCAUGCACCCAGUCAGAUAUGCUGCACUGGCGCAUUACAAAUUGGUGCAUAUACAUCCGUUCUCCGACGGCAACGGUAGAACGUCUCGCCUGCUCAUGAACAUGAUUUUAAUGCAAGCUGGUUAUCCGCCAGUUAUUAUUCACAAGCAGCAUCGACACACUUAUUACGAGAAUCUUCAAAUAGCUAAUACCGGGGAUGUGCGGCCGUUCGUUAGAUUCAUAGCGGAGUGCACGGAACAGACGUUGGAUCUGUUUCUCUGGGCGACCAGCGAGUUCUCUAGACAAGUUCCAGCCCUGAGUCAGGACACGUUGUUCACCGAACGGCACAACACGAUUGCACUAGAAGACAUGAACGAUUUUAACGCGGAUUAACGUCAGAUCCCCUGAAUAGUUUCUUCUGGUAGACCAAAGACUUAGAGUUUUCGUUCAUCCUGUUUACACGAUCACACCGUUUUCAUUUUAGAAUCUUCCAGCACGCGAGCCUCCAACGUUCCUCCGAACAGUCAGACUUUUUCUACUGUAUAAAAUAUCAAUUGUGCACGAUACAGUAUGCUUCCAAUUCUAAUUUCCGUUGCGUUUCAUUAUGUGAAUGUAAAAAGUAGUCGACGCAGAAAACGGCAAACAGUGUAAAACUUAAUCGAAGACUGUGAUCUAAUAUAAGGUAUAAUGUAUAUUUAAUAUUUAAUUAGGCGAAUUUAAAAUGUUCAUUCACGGAAUCUAUCUUAGGAAAAGUAUCGUGUAUAAAUUAAUCUCAGAACGUGCAAUCGUAACUUGCUGGUCAAGUUACUUCAAAUAUAAUGUAAAUACGCAUGUGGCUUUUAAUAAAACUACUAUUUUAUAAACGAUC